UUUUUCGCUGGUUGCCCCCGAUCUGACCGUCUCGUUCGGGUUGUAGGCGGGCAAAAAGAAACUUAAAGCCAUUUCACGGGCACUCCAGAAGACCAAUCGAAGUCCCAGCCAUUCGUCCCUCCGACAGGUCAACCAUGGCGAUCCAUCGACGGUAACAGCCAGUGGUCCCGAUCCUCCCUCCUCUUUCCAUCAACCCGACAGAAAGCAUCCAGCCACCGACCCGACUUACAACCCGACAUCACCAGUCAGAACUGGCUCCCGGACAUCACGCUCCACCCCCGGUCGACGAAGCGAGCGCCAGCCUCUGCGAGUGCCCGGCUCCCGGUUCUCCACGACGGUAGGAAGCUAUGGAAGCAUACUCGCAACACCACCGCUGCAGGCCGGCUCUUCUGAUGUGGCUUCGUUCGAAUUACCGGACCCAGCGAUAGACUUGAAGGUACAUGAUUUUGACCCGAAUAGCGAGAUCGCCCGUCAAGAUGAGCCCCGAAGCCCUUCGCCAGUUAUGGCGCGCAAUGGCAGCACGAGGACCGUACCCGAAAUGCCCCCGCGAAGCCCGUCCGCCAACACCGAUAACGACUUCAAGAGAAACACAUUUUCCGGCUCGAACAGCAAGCGAGCCUCCCAGAUGCUGAAGCGGGUACUCACAUACACUGAGGCGCAGGAAAAGCAGGAGGAUCAACCAUCGUCGGAAUUCCACCGGCGGCAAGACGAGUUCUUUGCAUUCUUAGACAAUGAACUGGCCAAGAUCGAAUCGUUCUACCAGAUGAAGGAAGAGGAGGCUACUGAACGCUUGAAGGUACUCAAACAACAACUUCAUAUUAUGCGCGACCAACGGAUACAGGAAGUUUUGAGCAAUAAGAAGGGUAAAGCGCAGAACGGACACGUGAACAAACAAACCGGUUUUGGGGGCCUGAACGGUUCCCGGUUAAAGGAGGCCUUUGUGGGACAUCGAAUCGGGAAGAAUUCCAAGGCAUUGGCCGAAUUAGCCACGCCAGCAGCAAAUCAAGGACAGGAUGCAGAUGUUGUGAACCGCCGCAGGGACUUCUCGCGUCGACCCGAUGAUGUAGCAAAUCAUGAGGUUUCCUAUCGUUCUGCCAAGCGGAAGCUUAAACAUGCGCUGCAGGAAUUCUACCGCGGCGUGGAGCUACUGAAAGCGUACGCCUAUCUCAAUAGGACAGCCUUUCGCAAGAUCAAUAAGAAGUAUGAUAAGGCCGUUAACUCCCGUCCGCCUCUCAGGUACAUGUCGGAUAAGGUCAACAAGGCGUGGUUUGUACAAAGCGAGGUCACCGAAAACUUGAUGGCCGCGACGGAGGAUCUUUACGCUCGCUAUUUCGAACGCGGAAACCGCAAGAUCGCCAUCUCCAAAUUACGCAAAACACUCAAGAAAUCAGGCGACUACUCUCCGAAUACGUUCCGUGCCGGCCUUCUCCUGAUGGCUGGUAUAUUGUUCGGCAUUCAAGCUCUGAUAUACGCCAGUCAGCAUUUCCAUCACCCCGAUCCCAUGAUACCCAUCCACACCAGCUAUUUACUUCAGGUUAGUUUGAACGACUCUGCGAUAGACGCCAUGUUUUGGCUACAUCAGUCAUGGCGGGACUAACUUGAACAGAUAUACGGCGGCUUCUUUCUCAUAGUCUUUCACUUCUUACU
Messenger RNA from Aspergillus pseudotamarii, 1647 nucleotides. Its product is annotated as SPX domain-containing protein. The coding region runs from base 503 to 1597 and encodes 364 amino acids. NCBI's taxonomy places the organism in Eukaryota, Fungi, Ascomycota, Eurotiomycetes, Eurotiales, Aspergillaceae. Gene Ontology annotation, molecular function: inositol hexakisphosphate binding. Gene Ontology annotation, cellular component: plasma membrane; cytoplasm; Golgi apparatus. Gene Ontology annotation, biological process: phosphate ion transport; cellular response to phosphate starvation. The record is from RefSeq and is a predicted model, not a curated record. The transcript has a single exon.